Molecule: messenger RNA, 2283 nt
Organism: Melanaphis sacchari
Lineage: Eukaryota; Metazoa; Arthropoda; Insecta; Hemiptera; Aphididae
Product: zinc finger MYM-type protein 1-like
Exons: 1
Molecular function (GO): protein dimerization activity
Source: RefSeq, a predicted model, not a curated record
GAAAAUAUAUUGGAAGUUGAUCACAAUAACAAGACUAUUGUUAAUCAUAUUCCAGAAAUGGUUGAUAUUGUUGGUGAUCCUUUAGAUCCAAUUAAUAGAAUGCCACCAAAUAGAUAUGAAAGAUAUGACAGAAUAAAAAAAGGUCCUUUUCAACCAGUUAUUACAUUUCCUAGGAGACAGAUUGGGGUUUCAAAUAGAAGUUUUCAUGCUCUUUGGUAUAAAGAUUUUAAUUGGCUAGAAUAUAGUUCAGCUUUGGAUGCUGCUUUUUGUUUUGCUUGUCGCUGUUUUAGCAUGGACAUAACAUCACAUAGAGGUCACUUCGAUCCUGCUUUUAUUAGUACUGGAUUCAGAGGAUGGAACAUGGCUACAAAAAAAUUCAAAUUACAUCAAAUGUCAGCUAUUCAUAUAAGUAGUGUUCAAACAUUAUCAGCAUAUUUUAAAGACAUUCCUAUUGAUGUACAACUAGAAAAGAAAAGAAUAGAAUGUUUAAGUAAACAAGAAGAGAAAAGAAUUAAUAACCGUAUAAUUAUGAAAAAACUAAUUGAUAUAAUAAUAACUAUAGCGAAAGGUGGUCGUGCAUUACGUGGUCAUAAUGAAAAUUCAAAAAGUUUAGAAAAAGGUUUGUUUCUAGAAAUUGUUGAACUCAUUUCUAGGUAUGAUCCAGUAAUGAAGGAUCAUUUAGAAAAUGCUCCAAAAAAUUCAACCUAUAUAAGUCCAGAUAUUCAAAAUGAUAUUAUGAAAAGUAUUCAAAAUGUUAUGCUUCGUUCUAUUAUUUCAUCAAUAAAGUGUAAACCUGUGUCUAUUAUAGCUGACGAGACAACUGAUUUAGGACACAAUGAGCAACUUUCUCUUGUUAUCAGAUAUUUUGAUGAAGAAACUUACAUGCCUGUUGAACGCUUUAUUGGUCUUCAUAGAGUUGAAAAAGUUGAUUCUCAAUCAAUAUUUGAUGAACUAUCCAAAAUGUUAUCAAGUUUAACUAUUGAGUGGAAUGAUAUUACAUCAGUUUGUUUUGAUGGAGCGGCAACCAUGUCAGGUUCAAUAGGUGGUGUUCAAAAAAAAUUUAAAGAAAUGAAUUCUAGUAUUAUGUAUGUACAUUGUUACGCGCACUGCCUAAACUUAGUACUAGUUGAUGCUUGUACGUCUUCUAAAGAAAAUCGCAUAGUUUUUGAAUUUUUUGGAGUAGUGCAACUAACAUAUACUUUUAUAGAAGGUAGUGCUGUCCGUCACGCUAUUCUUGAGAACAUUUCUAAACAAAUAAAUGUUACAUUGAGAACUAUGAAGUCACUGUCAACAACAAGAUGGGCAUGUAGGGCAGAAGCCGUCAGUGCCAUAAAACAUAAUUAUUUAGCACUGAUUAAAGCCUUAGAAAAUAUUACUUAUUCAACAAAACAAACAGAUGUUAAUGCUAAAGGACGUGGAUUAUUAUAUCAACUUAAAAAUUUUAAUUUUAUUCUUGGACUUUAUAUGAUGGAUCCUAUACUUACAAUGAUUAAUAAAGUAAGUAAAUAUUUACAAAGUGAAAAUUGUGAUUUAUUAUCUGCUAUGAACUACAUUAAAUCUCUUAGAUCUGCUAUUAAUGAUAUGCGUUCUGAAUGUAACUUUAAAUGUAUUUAUGACUUAACUAUUUCUAUGUGUACAAAUUUAGAUGUGACUAUACCAAAACCUAAAAAACGUAAAAUUGCACAACGAAUUGAUAGUGGUGGUAGUAAUCAGUUCUUUCCAGAUACAAAUGAACAAGAAUUAAGACUCGGGUCAUUUUAUCCUAUGCUUGAUAUAAUUAUGAAUGGUUUAGAUGAAAGAUUUAAUCAAGAUACUAUAAAUAUAAUAAGUUCAAUAGAUAAAUUAUUAAACUUGGAUAUUACUAACACAGAUUUGAAUAUUUUAUCUAAUCAUUUUAAGUGUAAUUACGAUGAACUUGUUAGCGAAAUUCGAAUUUUAAAAAAAGAUGAUACGACACCUAAAAAGUUAACCAAAUCAAGCACAUCAAUCCUACAUUUAUGGUUACAGUGGUUAAACAUGUUUAACAGAAAUGUUUUAUUUAAUAAUUUUAGCAUUGUUUUGAAAAAAUUCUCAGUUAUUCCAGUUACCAGCUGUAAAUGUGAGAGAUCAUUUUCCAAAUUAACUCAAGUUAAAUCAAAAUUAAGAACAUCAAUGGUCCAAGAACGAUUGAAUAGUCUAAUGCUUAUAGCAAUUGAACAAGAAAUUGCAGUAAAUAUUGAUGUCGACGCCGUUAUAGAUGACUUCAAAAAUAAAGUUGAUUAUAAAAGAAGAUUGACUUUAUAA